Molecule: messenger RNA, 2981 nt
Organism: Thunnus maccoyii (southern bluefin tuna)
Lineage: Eukaryota; Metazoa; Chordata; Actinopteri; Scombriformes; Scombridae
Gene: abat
Product: 4-aminobutyrate aminotransferase
Exons: 16
Coding region: 196-1698 (500 amino acids)
Biological process (GO): GABA catabolic process
Cellular component (GO): mitochondrion
Molecular function (GO): pyridoxal phosphate binding
Source: RefSeq, a predicted model, not a curated record
CCUCCUCCUGUAGAGAGGACAGAGCAUAGGAGCCAGCCAGCCACGGUCUCGUCGUCGAGGUGUCGGUCUGCGGUUAGUGGAUAUACACGCAGAUUCUCACGCCAUCGCUUGAUCAUCGGUGACUUGAUCAGUCAGACCCUGAGGGCAGUUGCUGCCUCUCUCUCACACUUCUUCCUGUCUGUUGACAGUUUUGUCAUGGCGUCCUCCUUGAUCAGUCGUCAACUUGCGCUCUCCCUGCAGAAAAACUUGCGCCUCAGUGCUCCAGGGUGCAGAUAUGUCAGCAAGGCAGCACCAAAGACUCAGGUGGAGUUUGACUAUGAUGGGCCCUCCAUGAAAACUGAAGUCCCUGGGCCACGAUCACAGGAGCUGACAAAACAACUGGGAGACAUCCAGAAUGUUGGUGCAAUCAACUUCUUCUGUAACUAUGAAGAGAGCAGGGGGAACUACCUGGUGGAUGUGGAUGGCAACCGCAUGCUGGACAUCUACACUCAGAUCUCCUCCAUUCCAAUUGGCUACAACCACCCUGCUCUCCUCAAACUAAUGGCCAAUCCCAAUAAUCUGAGUACAUUUGUGAACCGACCUGCCCUGGGAAUCUUGCCACCUGAGAACUUUCCAGACAAACUCACUGAAAGUCUUCUUUCAGUGGCUCCCAGUGGACUGACUCGUGUUCAGACGAUGGCCUGUGGCUCUUGCUCCAACGAGAAUGCUUACAAAGCCAUGUUUAUCUGGUAUAGGAACAAAGAGCGAGGCCACACAACAGCAUCUGAAGAAGACCUCAGCUCCUGCAUGAUAAACCAGGGCCCAGGUUGCCCAGACCUCAGUAUAUUAUCUUUCAUGGGAGCAUUCCAUGGAAGAACUUUGGGUUGCUUGGCAACGACACACUCCAAAGCAAUCCAUAAGCUCGAUGUGCCCUCAUUUGAUUGGCCGAUCGCCCCGUUCCCCAGGCUGCAGUACCCACUAGAAGAGUUUACCAGAGAGAAUGCACAGGAAGAGGCUCGCUGUUUGGAGGAGGUGGAGGAUCUGAUAGUGAAGUGGAGGCAGAAGGGAAAGCCUGUGGCAGGAAUUGUGAUUGAACCCAUCCAGGCUGAAGGCGGAGAUAACCACGCCUCCCCAGACUUCUUUAGAAGCCUUCGCAACAUUGCACGCAAGCAUGGCUGUGCUUUCCAUGUGGAUGAAGUCCAGACCGGUGGAGGGUCCACAGGAAAGUUUUGGGCCCAUGAACACUGGGGAAUGGAUGACCCUGCUGACAUUGUCUCCUUCAGCAAGAAGCUUCUGACUGGCGGCUACUACCACAAGCAAGAAUUACAGGCUGAUAAGCCAUACCGUAUCUUUAACACAUGGAUGGGUGACCCAUCAAAGAACCUGUUCCUGGCUGAGGUUCUUAAUGUGAUACGCAGAGAAAACCUUCUGGAGGAGGUGACUCGUUCUGGGAAAGCCUUGCUAAACGGCCUUUAUGAGCUGCAGGCUCAAUACCCCAACAUAUUGAGCCGAGCCCGAGGACAGGGAACCUUCUGUGCCAUUGAUAUCUGUGAUGAUGCAACACGCAACAGCAUCCUUCUUAAGGCCAGAGACAAAGGUGUCCUCCUGGGAGGGUGUGGGGAUCGAUCCAUCCGUUUCCGUCCAUCACUGGUGUUCAAGGAGUACCAUGUUCACAUGUUUCUCAACAUCUUUAAUGAUGUGUUGGCCCAGCACAAAUAAAUUCUGACCCACAGGGAACCUGACUGACAAUACAUGAGUUAAUCCAGAAUGGAGGGAUUGAAACUCCUUACAGUACAUGUCAUGUUAAGCACAACCCACACAAUAACUAACACAGACCUGUAUAACUUCUGUUUCAAGAUCCAGGGCCAGUUGAGUUUAUAACAGUGAAUAUUUGCCAGUCUUCAUCUCCUUAGCCAGAAGUUAUGAUAAUUAUGUCCUCUUACCUUUCCUGUCAUAAAGCUGUAAAAUUACCCAGAAAAUCAUUCAAAUUUAAAGGAAUGUUCAUAUUUCUGUAAAGUAAAUAUGUUGAAAUGACAAAUUCCAGAAUCUUCCUCAUCUGGAUUCAUGUUCUCCUGUAUAGACUGACUAGACUAGCAGUACUAUGUAUGAAGGCAUCAUGUCAGUAAAUCUAGCACCAUCUUUUCCUUACCCUUUCCUGCCAAUACUAUUGUUCCUCACCAACCUCUUAAAGGAAACAGUCCAACAUUUUGGAAAACAGGCUUGUUCGGUCAUCUAACCCAAAGUCUGUAGCAGUUUGCCAUUAAAGCAUGAGUGAAACGGGAGCUGUUUCCCAGUCUGACAUCGUGUUUAUUUUAGCACCAAUUUAUAAUUCUGAGGAGUUCUUUAGUUUAACCAAUCAGUAUUGGGUGAUGAAUCCAUCUCACCAAUGUAAUUUUCAGUCGGCACAGAAGUUGUGGUAGCAGUUGCUUGGAGCAGUUAACGUUUUUCAUGUUCAUUGAAUUUUUAUGUCAACUUAAAACAAACUUUGCAGCUGCGCAAAGCUUAUCCACUCUUGUCUUCAUUUUUGCAGCAAUUUUUCUGUUGCCAUUUUUCUGUUUCUGGUACAGGAAGAUGAUGUCCCCAUUCUUAAUUUGGCCUACAGAGUUCUGAAUGGCUUGGAUUUUUUUCCAUCAUCAGGGAAAGAGCCGGCAAAUUGCACAAGACCAGAUUUUUUGCUGAGACAUCUGAGAUUCUGACGUCUAGAAGCAGGCUAAAAAUCUUGGUCUGUUCCCUUUAACAGGUAGCACAGCAUUAGACACAUGUAAAUAAGAGAAGAUCCCAACUCCUAAUAAGCCUCAGUUAAUGGCUCAGAACAAAGUCUUACAUACAGCUUCUUUCAGUGAUCAUUUGCAAGUAUCAGUCCCACCACCUGACUCACAGUCACUGAAGUAAUUAUAGUUAGCCAGAACAUUUGUUUUAAGAAGGCAGACAGUUAUGUUAGAUACGGAAUUCUUUGUCAAUGAUGACUCUAUGAAGGAAUACACAAUAAAGCUAUGAUGCCA